Messenger RNA from Prunus armeniaca (apricot), 474 nucleotides. NCBI's taxonomy places the organism in Eukaryota, Viridiplantae, Streptophyta, Magnoliopsida, Rosales, Rosaceae. The record is from the annotation of a GenBank genome assembly.
AUGUCACCUACAAUAAGAGAUGGAAUUCCACCCUUGAACAAUGCUAAAGAUUUCCUUGAGACCAUCAGCCUAAAAUUCAAGGAAUCUGAGAAGGCAGAGAUGGGAUUUCGGAUCAAGAAACUAACAGAUAUGAGAUAUGAAGGAGAUGGCUGUGUAAGAACAUAUAUUCUGGACAUGAUGGGUAUUGGCAUGAAACUAAGAAACCUUGGUGCCUAUAUAGAUGACAGCAUGCUGAUAUAUUUAGCACUUAAUUCACUGCCAAAUGACUUCAAUGGAGCAACUAUACAUGUUUCUAAUUCCUUGCAAGGAUUCACAACCAAGAGGGUGCCAACUAAGGAUGAAAUAAAAGCGUAUGUCGGCAAUGGAAUUCAAGUGAAGCUGGAGUUCAUUGGAGACAUCAAGAUUAGAUUAGAGUCUGGUUUUAUUUUGGAUUUGAUAGAUGUGGUUUAUGUUCUUGCUAUGACAAGGAACUGA